This is a messenger RNA of Clarias gariepinus (North African catfish), 8482 nucleotides long. RefSeq names its product collagen alpha-1(XXIV) chain (gene col24a1). Lineage: Eukaryota; Metazoa; Chordata; Actinopteri; Siluriformes; Clariidae. The transcript has 60 exons. Gene Ontology annotation, molecular function: extracellular matrix structural constituent. The record is from RefSeq and is a predicted model, not a curated record. The coding region runs from base 344 to 5338 and encodes 1664 amino acids.
CAGUCCCACCUCCGUACCGGAGCAGUUUGUGCAUUACUGAACCCCCGGUCUCACUGUACUACCGAUCCGUUCCUUGCACGUGCGCGCACGAGCGACACCGACAUCCUGGCGCGCGGAAAGUAUCAGGGAGGGGUGUGCAGAUUACUAAAGAGAGAUUAAAGAGAGAGAGAGAGAGAGAGAGAGACUGAGGUUUGUGUCUUCUGAGGAGAAUGAGGAGGUUCUGAGGCUCUCGUGCUCUUCACCCUCACCGGUCGCCCCCGAGCUCCGGCUCGCGCUCCCGGUCUCCUCUGGCGCGCGAUUCCGCUUUCCCCCAGGACUCUGCUGCUCGGACAGAUGCAUACAGAUGCAUUUAGGAGCCCAAAGGACAAGGGGCGGCCGCGUUGCACAGACGAGAGCCCUCCUUCUGCUCCUGUCAGUAUGUUUCACCAUGCUCUCUGCAGAGGAACAUCCACAAACUCAAGGUGUAGAUCUUCUUCUAAAGCUGGGUUUGUCCAGCCACAAAGACGCCACCCACUCCUCUUGGAUGAUGACCUCAUCCCCCUUUAUUUCUUCUCUCCCCUCUCUCUCUAUUCUUCCCCCUGGGGUUGGGGUGACUCUGGACCGUGAUGCCAUGAUCGAAGCCCCUGUAGCGAGCGUCCUUCCCGCAGGCGUAGAGAAGGAGUUUUCCCUGAUAGUGAGCCUCAACUCAAAACGUGCCACCAAUGCCUUCGUGUUUAGCGUGCGGGACGGAACGGACCGGCUCCAGUUUGGUCUGCAGCUUCUGCCCAAUCGGGUAGUGGUGUACACUGGUGACAAGGCGUCCGUCUACUUCAGGUAUGAAGCGCAGGACGGACGGUGGCAUUCGUUUGCGGUGGCGGUGCGUCCACGCUUGGUGGCGUUCUUUGGCCAAUGUGGGGAGGUACACUACAGUGAGGAGACACUGACCAGGCCACGCAUGGUGGUCUCAAAUGGCCGUGUGGCCAUUGGAAGAAUGAGCUCCAGGGCAGCGCAGUUUGAAGGCUCUCUGUGCCAGCUGGAGAUAUAUCCGUCAGCGCAGGUCGCAGCACAUUACUGUGACUAUGUAAAAAAAAACUGCAGACUGGCAGACACUUUCCGAUCUUCGAUCCCUUCCAUAUCACCUUUCCUAACAUUUUCUACAACUUCACCCACCCCCUCUGAAACACACACACAAAACUUAGCAAACUCCACACUCAGGAACUCUGUAGGAAAAAUUAACACUACAUCCUUUUGGAAUACACUGAGAUCAGGUACCACUCGGAAUGUUGGUCCGUCCCCGAGCCCUUUCAGGCCAACACACUCUCCAGAUUUUACUCCAAGAACUACUACAAGCACCCAUCUAAGUGAAGGUAGACCCAAUGAGGAGAACAACACUGAGGAUCAACGGCUGCCCGGAAGACCCCGUGCCACUCGGGCAGCUCCGAUCCUGAUCUCUGACCAUGUGAAGAACCAGCCAAAUGACGACGACAGCUCUCAACAUCCAGAUCUCUCAGAGCCUCAGAUGAAGCUAAACGGUGCAACCUUAUACAGGCAGCAAGGGUACAACAACCAGCUGGAACGUCUUGAGGAAUAUGGUGAGGAACGGACGUACGACUCAGGGGUAUACGGAUACGACUAUGGAUUAGAAGAUGGAGACUACUUUUUGGACUACGAUGGUUUUGAUGGUCUAAAAGGGGAUCCAGGUCCUCCGGGUCCUCCCGGCCCUCCCGGUCUCCCUGGGCCAGCUGGAAAGAGAGGACCACGGGGUCCUCCUGGUCCUCACGGGAUUCCUGGUCCUCCUGGAUUACCUGGCCCAAAGGGUACAAAAGGUGACCCCGGGCUGUCCCCAGGUCAGGCCACGAAAGGAGAAAAGGGUGAGAGAGGACCACCUGGUCUACCAGGCCCCAAAGGAUUUCUAGGUCCAGUGGGUCCCAAAGGAUAUCCAGGAUCACCAGGUCAGCCAGGAGAACAGGGUUUGCCAGGAUUGCCGGGCAUGGUCGGGGCAGCAGGUUACCCUGGCAGGCAGGGACUGGCAGGCCCAGAGGGAAACCCAGGCCCUAAAGGCGGCAAUGGAUUUAUCGGAUCCCCAGGAGCACCCGGAGCGCCGGGAAUACAGGGAGAAAGAGGGACACCAGGACCUGUGGGGAAGAUCGGACCCAAAGGCCGACAGGGUGUGAUUGGAGACAUCGGAGAAAGAGGUCCUACUGGGCCUGACGGAAAUCAGGGACCUGUUGGAGCAACUGGCACCAGUGGCUUCCCAGGCCUCAGAGGCAACCCUGGGCCUGAGGGACCUCGCGGACUACCUGGCAUUGUCGGAUCUCAGGGCCUUCCUGGAGGUGUGGGACCACCUGGAUUGAAAGGUGAUAAGGGAGAACCUGGAUUACCUGGAGAACCGGGAGAAUAUGGCUACCCAGGUGACAAGGGAGCUGCAGGUAUUCCUGGACCACCAGGCCCACGUGGAAAACCUGGACCGAUGGGAAAAACAGGUGACCAAGGUUCUUUAGGACCACCAGGACCUCCGGGACCUGAGGGAUUUCCUGGAGACAUCGGUGUUCCUGGUCCGAACGGUCCUCCGGGUCCAAAGGGUGUUCAGGGAGCAAGGGGACCUCCAGGGCCUUUGGGGCCAAAGGGAACAGAGGGAGAUGAAGGCCCUUUGGGUCCACCUGGUGGUCCUGGCCCCAAUGGCAGGCCUGGAAGGAAAGGCUAUAUCGGUGAGCCAGGACCUGAAGGCCUGAAGGGUGAAGUGGGCGACCAGGGGAAUGUGGGCAAGAGCGGCCCUAUAGGAGAAGAAGGACUUCCAGGAAUUCCAGGAGUGGCUGGCCCACCUGGGGAAAAAGGAGAUCGUGGUCCUGCAGGGCCUUUGGGUCCACCGGGAGAGAAGGGUUCGAUGGGCUAUCCAGGAUUGCCAGGAAGUCCUGGAGAUGUCGGCCCACAAGGCCCACCAGGUCCGACAGGCCCGAGGGGUACUCCAGGUGUUUCUGGGACAAAAGGAAGGAGGGGGCCAAGAGGAUCUGAUGGACCGCCUGGAGAGCCAGGACCAGAAGGCAUAAAGGGAGAAAAGGGCGGACCAGGCCAGAAAGGAGCUACCGGGUUUGUUGGGAAGGCAGGAGGUCCAGGGAAGCGAGGAUCAUCAGGGCCACCGGGCAUUGUGGGUCCACCUGGAAGUUCUGGUGAAAAAGGACCUCAUGGUGAACCUGGACCUAAAGGUCCACCGGGGGAACCGGGAGCAGAUGGAGAGCAAGGACAUGAGGGACCUCCAGGACCUGAAGGUGACCAGGGACCUCCUGGAGAACCUGGAGCCAAGGGUGAAAUCGGAGCAGUGGGUGCUGAAGGGGAGCAAGGGCAAGAAGGUGUAAGGGGGCCUCCAGGUCCAGCAGGAGAAGACGGACCUCAGGGAAAGGACGGGCCGAAGGGUGAACAAGGUGACCGCGGUGCAAUGGGGGAGCAUGGGGAAAGGGGCGAGGUCGGUGACCCCGGCCCUCCAGGAGCUCCUGGAGAAGCUGGAGUAAAAGGAUUUCUGGGACCUGAAGGUAAACAAGGACCGCCAGGUAAACGUGGACGUCACGGAAAAAAGGGUGACCAGGGAUCGCCGGGUCAGCCAGGAGAGACGGGUUCAGCUGGCGAAUUUGGACAGAAAGGAGAACGAGGACUGAAAGGAGCUCGCGGAACCAGAGGACCACCGGGUCAACCAGGAGUUAUGGGACCGCAGGGGGACCCAGGAAUGGAAGGGUACACAGGUCACGUCGGCAAGCCUGGUCCUGCUGGACCCCCAGGACCUAAAGGUGAAAAGGGUUAUCCAGGGGAGGACAACGGUACCCCAGGAUCGCCGGGGCCCUUAGGUGAACCAGGUCCUCCAGGUGAGAGAGGUGACAGAGGAGACCCGGGAGAUAAGGGGUAUCAGGGUCAUGCGGGGGUCACCGGUGCUCGAGGAUCAGUGGGCCAGCAGGGGGCGCCAGGAUUACCUGGACUGCCUGGAAAUACAGGACCUGUAGGAGAUAAAGGAACUCAGGGAAAGCCAGGAAAACACGGUGCUCAGGGUCAGAUGGGUUCUCCUGGUCCAGAGGGACCUUUAGGUUUGCCAGGGCCCAAAGGCAUGAUGGGAUAUCCUGGACCUGAUGGUGCUCCAGGGUUACCCGGGCUACCGGGACGUCCUGGUCUGAUUGGUCUCACAGGUGAGCGUGGCACGACCGGUGCGGAGGGGAGGGCGGGGCUUCCUGGUCCACGUGGUGAGAUCGGGCUUCCUGGUGCGAUCGGAGACAGAGGCGAGCCUGGGAUACAGGGAGAGAGGGGUUUGCCAGGUGACAGGGGGCCAGGUGGUGCAAAGGGCAUGCCGGGUGUCUCCGGGGACCAGGGCAGAAUGGGCGAUCCUGGGGUCAAAGGUCAACCGGGAGAAGUUGGAGACCCAGGGAUCUUAGGACUUCAGGGUUUUCCAGGACCGAAGGGGCCGAGUGGAGAUGUAGGCUUUGCUGGAGCUCCAGGGCCCAAAGGACCGCUGGGUUCACUGGGUUUUACAGGUCCUGUUGGUCCAGUAGGGAUGAUUGGCCCAUUAGGAAGACCUGGUCCGCAGGGUCCUAAAGGAGGGACAGGAGAGAUGGGACCCCAGGGGCCGCGUGGUAGUCCAGGACUGCGGGGACCUCCAGGUGCUCCAGGACCAUCGAGACACGUGCGUGUGGGAGGAGCCAGACUGACAGCCAAGGAACCCGCGGAAUCGGCAUACGAGAGCUACCAGAGUGCCGACGCGUCCGUGUCGGAGCAGAACACCGAGGUCCUCAGGACUCUGCACUACCUGAGCGCCGUCAUCUCGGACAUCAAGACCCCGGCCGGUACGCGGGAGAACCCCGCCCGCUCCUGCAAAGACCUGCUGGACUGCAAGCCCAAGAUGGCCGACGGAAUGUUCUGGAUCGACCCGAACCUCGGCUGCUUUUCAGACGCCAUCCAGGUGUUCUGUAACUUCACAGCUGGAGGCCAGACCUGCCUUUACCCCCUUGCUACAGAUAAGGUGGCGCUUGGGGUCAGUAAGGUCCAGAUGAAGUUUCUGCACUUGCUAAGCAUUGAAGCCACUCAAUCCAUCUCACUCCACUGCUACAGCGAGCCCUCCACCCCAUCCUCCUCCAGUCACACACCUGGCAGCGUACGCUUCUACGGCUGGAACGGCCAGGUGCUCGAGAGGAGCUCCAUACCACACCAUCACGUGCUUCAGGACGACUGUGGGGUACGCGACGGCCGAUGGCACCACUCUCGUUUCCUGCUGCACACUCAGGACCCGACGCUGCUCCCCAUCGUGGACGUGCAGGGUUUCCAGCCCCAGAGCGCAGGGCCUGAGCAGCGCCGCCUGGAGGUCGGGCACGUCUGCUUUCUGUGAGCCACUUCCUCCUCGUCCUCUUCUCACCUGUGAAACAACUGAAGGACUCACAUUUCAAGAUGGCCGCCCGCAAAGCUGGGUCGCCGAAGAGCGCCGGGCUGCCUCGACACGGUCGUAGUGGCUUUCCCAUGGGUCCUAAAGCCUGACCUGUACAGGGAAAAUCACCCUGUUUAAACUAAAGAAGAAUGCGAGUUGGGUUGAAACAGCUCGCUCCCGUGGGCCAUCUCUUCGUCUGUUGAGUUUGGUGCUGGAGUGAACUGAGUCCACGGGCUGGGUUUUCAGACGCUGUAUGUUUCUAGGUUUAAAAUUGAGAUAUCUAAACAUGCUGAUAAUUGGAGAUUUGACAAAAUACAAAAUGUAAUAAAUAAGUGGAGAAUUAAAAAUAUAUAUUUGUAGUUUGAAUGAUCUAAAAAAAAAGUUUUUUUUUUCCCCAAAAAAAAAAUGUUUCCCUGUGAAAAGCACUGAUGCAGGAUCAGAUUUUCUUUUCCUAAAUUUGUCCCUCAUGUAGUCUUAGCUAAUUUCGUAGUAAUGUUAGUGCCCACCCCUUUACACUGACAGCUAUACCUUCCAAGACACUUGAUGCCAGCUGACUGCAUAUUUUUAAACACACCAUUAGGGGGUGGUGUAACGCACUCAGAGGAUAGCGCUGUCCACCAAUGCUAGCAUAAGCUCACAGCUCACAGAUCCCCAUUGAUUGGCCAGUGUCCCAGUAAUUGACAUACGAGUGCCAGGAUGCCUACCGUCCCCCUAAGAGAACGGCCAAUUUUCCUCCCUUGGUCUUACGGCCAUGGAUGACGGCCAUGGAUGACUGUGGAAUUAUCGGAAUUUAACCUUACGAUCUUCGGAUGGUAGUUUUUCCUGUUGCGAUCCCGUAAUUAACUUCAGUUUAGACGCGUUGCUUCGCUGCAGUAGUACACUAGAGUUUUGUAUGGGCACAUGUCCGCUCAGGACCACGGAUAACUUAUGUCGGUGCAGCUUGUAAAUCGAUACACUCUGUUAUUAUAUACUUGUUAGGUAUUCUCAGCAAAGUUUAUCUUAUUUCCAGCAAUUAGGAUUUUUUAGGCACCAGCGUAGCCACAUGGAUAGCUUGGAAACGAGGUUUAAACAUGAAAGCUAAGAUCCAGACAUUGUAUUCCGAAGGGGGCUUUCGUGCAUUCCCAAACUUUUUGUUUGACCUUCCUGAAUCAUCGAAUAUCGUAAUUUCUGAUAGAUUUUUCCUAUGAUUUGAAUGCCAUUUUAAAAUUCAGACAAUUUAGCUAGCGCUGUGUUAGUUGGGAUGACCAUGACAGUAGCGCUACUUAGCGGAACCGAGGCUAUCCUAGAAAAAUCGUGAAUUGGAAUUGUGUCAGUAUGGACUUAAAUAGCAGCAAACCAUACGCUUAAAAAUAUUCAGGACAUUUUAAGUCCCAAAGAACCACCGCUAUGAUCCACCGACAAAUAACUUAACAUGGCACAUCUACAACACUGUUUUACUCAGCGAACACGUUUCAAAAUUUCAAUCAUGCUUGAAACUUUUUUAAAGGCUACAAUUUUCGGUGAGCUCUAAUUAACAUCCCAGACAAUUUUCCUAGGAUUUCAUUUGAUUUGUACCAGUUUUAAAGAAUGCCUGAUACUGGGAAUGUGGGAAAGACCCUUAAGUCUACGUUAACAUUGGUAUAUUUUGAAAAACGCUAUUUCUCUUAUUUUUUUGGCCAAACCAACGUUUUUAGUCCACUUCCCAAAACAAUCCUUGAGUGAAACUUUAAAACAUCAGGAAACAGCAUGCUGGGCAUGCAGACUUUUACUUUUUUCGUUUUGACGCAUCUUCACUUAUGUACGUAAUAGCCGCCAUCUUGGAAUUUAAUGGUCUUCCUAAGUUUUAGUAGGACAAAAUUCUAGGAAACGAUGAAAUCCGUGUAGACUAGGACUGAAUUUGUAACACCUAAAGUCGUAAAGUCUGUUGCUAAAAAAAUGAGAAAUACAGAUGCUAAGCAAAAGAUUGCUAAAAACCAAGGCUAACAAUAGGACAAAUUUAUUGGUUCAAAUGACAACAUAAAGAAAAUAAGUUUUGUUAGCAGCCAUGCUUUUACAUUUUCUGUGUCCACAUUUGAUUAGCGAGCACGCAUGUGCUACAUGAUUAGCAAGCAGGUUAUUAGCUAGCUAUGUAAGAGGUUACAGUAGUGAAGGUUAAUACAUCACAACUAAAACUUAUAGGGAUCUUAAUAAAAUCCUGCAUUUAUAUAUAUUUUUUUUAAACCCUGCAUUGUUGUUGAUCUUAUGUUUGCUUUUUUGUCUUGUUGGAAAAAAACUCUCAUCAUUUGAGAAACUAGCAUUAAGAAACAUGCUUCAAAUUAACAUCCAAGCACCAGUUUUAAUCUGCUGAAAGGGUUGUUCAUGAUCAGACAAGUGUUCUGGGACUAAAGGGGCAGGAGAGAGGAAACGCCGCACUUACACGGUGCUACGAGUGCAAUAGCAUGUGGACGGAAUGUGAGAGAUCGAGAAUCGCUUUUGUUGUUACGUGUACAAACUGAACCGAAGCCUAGUCAGACGGCACCUACCUCCUGCAUCGCCGCAUCGCCUUCCAAGAUGGCCGCUCACGACGCCGGAUGCGUCAAAGCCCUUCAUGUCAAAGAGUACUUUAUUUGAAAUACUGUCUUUGCAUUAUGAUUAUUAUUAUUAUAUAAUUUAUACAAAUAUGUUUUUGACGUUGAUGUGUUGUGUUUUAUAGGCUUUAUUUACUUUUUUUUUUUUUAAUAAAAGAAGGUUCCCCUUACAGAAAAGUCGUCCUGCAUUUCAUGAAGCGAAGAGUUUUAGUGUGUUUGGUAAUUAAAUAUACUGUACAUAUUGUACAGUAACACACACGUGUGAUGUUACCUGCUGAUAUGAAGCACAGGGGACUUCUCAGUAAGGCUUCGACUCCUUCUUUAUGGUGCUGCGCUCGACACAGCUAGUUAAUCAGUCACUUUUUUUUUUUGCCUGUGUAUAUUUUGACAAUAUAAUGUUGGUUUAUUUAUGUUAUCUUUUUUUUCAUAAAAAUUGCUGUAUUCCAGUAAAUUAUAAUACCUUUAUCAGAGAUCUAGCUAAUUAAACAUUUAGUCCAAAUGAUUAUUUAUAUAUUGUUUGUAUUUUUAUAUAUUAAUACAUACAUACCCCCAUCACACACAC